Molecule: messenger RNA, 4765 nt
Organism: Colossoma macropomum (tambaqui)
Lineage: Eukaryota; Metazoa; Chordata; Actinopteri; Characiformes; Serrasalmidae
Product: NACHT, LRR and PYD domains-containing protein 12-like
Exons: 11
Coding region: 255-4181 (1308 amino acids)
Molecular function (GO): protein binding
Source: RefSeq, a predicted model, not a curated record
UUCUGGUUCAGUCUGGACUGAGACAGAGAGAAUUCAGCUCUCUAAUGUUCUAAAGGCUCCAGUGGGAGAACAUAUUCUACUGAAAUGGAGAUGAAGUGUCUGUGUUGGUGGUCAGUGAUGUUUCUGUUGUAGAUCUGCUGUAAAUGAACACAGAUGAAGGUGGACUUGGACUUUCUCACUGAAGACGUCUAGACAAACCUCAGAAAAGCAGCAUCUCCAGUGUCCAGCUGGGUGUGGAGAGUAAAACCGCAGUGAUGGAGCUUCAUCACUCCAGCAGUGGAGGAAGAACCUCUGACUCAAAAGUGAAGCGUGCAGGAUCUCCAGAACCCAGCUGUGUGUCUGUGAAGAGUGACCAGUCUAUGGAGGAACCUCUUAAACUCAGCAGAGGAGAAGGAGAACCCAGCUGUGUGUCUAUGAAGAGUGACUGGUCCAUGGAGGAACCUCUUAAAUUCAGCAGAGGAGGAGAACCCAGCUGUGUGUCUGUGAAGAGUGACUGGUCCAUGGAGGAACCUCUUAAACUCAGCAGAGGAGAAGGAGAACCCAGCUGUAUGUCUAUGAAGAGUCACUGGUCCAUGGGGGAACCUCUUAAACUCAGCAGAGGAGGAGAACCCAGCUGUGUGUCUAUGAAGAGUCACUGGUCCAUGAUGUUACCAGCACAGUCCAGUGGAGGGAGAGGAUCCUCUGACUCAGGGCAGCACUCCACACAAACAGCACUGCAGACAAACACUCUGGCAGAUAUUCACCAAUCAGUGGAUGACGUCCUUCACAGAGUCUUAGAGAGACACAAAACCAGCAUGAAGAACAAGUGCGAGAGCUUAUUUGAGGGAAUCAGAACAGAAGAGAAUAAAACCCUCCUGAACAGGAUUUACACACAGCUCUACAUCAUAGAGGGAGAGAGUGAAGGAGUGAAUGAAGAACAUGAGGUUCUGCAGAUGGAGAAAACAUCCAGGAGACGCGUACAAGACUCUCCAAUCAACUGCUUAGACAUCUUUAAACCUCUACAAGGUCCUGAAGGAGAAACACUAGAAGAGAACAUUAGAGCUGUGAAGGCUGACAGUCUCAGACACAAAGAAAGAAAAGAAGAUAACAGACCAAAAGAGCCAGAGCUCAGAAGUGUUCUGACUAAAGGCAUCGCUGGAAUUGGAAAAACUGUCUCUGUGCAGAAGUUCAUUCUGGACUGGGCUGAAGGAAAAGCCAAUCAGGAUGUAGAGCUCAUGUUUGUGCUUCCGUUCCGGGAGCUGAACCUGAUUAAAGAUGAUCAAUACAGUCUUCAUGGACUUCUGUGUGACUUCCAUCCUGAGCUCAAAGAUCUGGACCCAGAUAUUUAUGAUCAGCUCAAAGCUGUGUUUAUAUUUGAUGGUCUGGAUGAAAGUAGAAUUCCACUGAAGUUUAAACAGUGUGAGAAAGUAUCUGACAUCACCCUGACAUCAUCAGUGGGUGUGUUGAUGACAAACCUCAUCAAAGGAGAGCUGCUUCCCUCUGCUCUGAUCUGGAUAACCUCCCGACCAGCAGCAGCCAAUCAGAUCCCUCCUAAAUACAUCAAGCGUGUGACAGAAAUUCAGGGAUUCAGUGACCCACAGAAGGAGGAGUACUUCAGGAGGAGGAUCAGUGAUGAAGACCAAGCCAAGAGAAUCAUCUCCCACAUUAAGACAGCGAGGAGCCUCCACAUCAUGUGCCACAUUCCAGUCUUCUGCUGGAUCUCAGCCACUGUUCUUCAGCAAAUCAUCAAACAGCGUCAUACAGAAAUCCCUAAAACUCUGACUGAAAUGUACUCACACUUCCUGCUCACUCAGACAAACAUGAAGAACGAGAAGUAUGAGGAGAAAAAGAGGAGAAACCCAAAGAAUCUGCUGGAGUCCAACAGAACCAUUCUUCUGAAACUGGCUGAGCUGGCUUUCAAACAGCUGAUGAAGGGCAAUGUGAUGUUUUAUGAAGAGGACCUGAGAGAAAGCAGCAUUGAUGUCACUGAGGCCUCAGUAUAUUCUGGGAUUUUCACUGAGAUCUUUAGGGAGGAAUGUGUGCUUUACCAGAGGAAGGUCUACUGCUUUGUUCAUCUGAGCUUUCAGGAGUUCCUGGCUGCUGUUUAUGUGUUUCACUGCUAUGAGAGCAAGAACAUGGGAGAGUUGCAAAUUUUCCUGCAGGAUGAUCAUGAUUAUGAGAGUACAUACAUUGAGAGCAGUGACACUGAGAACUCUGAGAACAGAAACAGCAGUGAGACAAAUAAGAACAGAUUGCAAUCUAAUUAUGUUCCACUUGAUGAGCUGCUGAAGGGAGCAGUUUAUAAAGCUGUAGAGAGUCAGAAUGGACACCUGGAUCUUUUCCUCCGUUUCCUGCUGGGCAUCUCAAUCGAGUCCAGUCAGAGACUCCUACAGGGUCUACUGGACCACACACAGAGUAGCUUGGAAAAAACUAGAGAGUGCAUCAAGACACUAAUAAAAAGAGAAAAUAAACAAUAUCAUAUCUCAAAUGACAGAUCAAUCAAUCUGUUCUUCUGUCUGGCUGAAAUGAAUGAUCAUUCUUUCUACAGAGAGCUUCAGGAGUAUCUAAAACCUGAGAAACAACCAGAGGUGAAGCUCUCUCCUGGAAUGUGUUCAGCACUAGCCUGCUUGCUUCUAAUGUCUGAGGGGGUUUUGGAUGAGCUGGACCUGAAGAAAUACAACUCAUUAGAAAAAGGUUAUAGCAGACUGAUCCCAGCUGUGACUGUCUACAGAAAAGCUCGACUAGCUGGGUGUAAUCUUUCCAAGGAUUCAUGUGAAACUCUCUGUUCUGCUCUACAAUAUGUAAAUUCCUCUCUGAAAGAGCUGGACCUCAGUAGCAAUGACCUGCAGGAUUUAGGAGUGGAGCUGCUCUCAUCAGGACUGAAGAGUUCACACUGUAAACUGGUGUCACUAAGAUUAGCUAUCUGUAAUCUUGGUGAAAAAGCUUGUGAAAGUCUGGGAUCAGCUCUACAAUCAGCAACCUCCUCACUGUUAGAGCUGGACCUCAGUAAGAAUGACUUGCAGGAUUCAGGAAUAAAGCUGUUGUCUACUGGACUAAGGAGUUCACACUGUAAACUGGAGACACUCAGACUAACUAUCUGUAAUCUUGGGGAGAAAGCUUGUGAAAAUCUAGGAUCAGCUCUACAAUCUUCAAGCUCCUGUCUGAAGGAGCUGGACCUUAGUAACAAUGACCUCCAGGAUUCAGGAGUGGAGCUGCUCUCUGCUGGGCUGAAGAGUUCACACUGUAAAAUCAAGACACUCAGGCUAGCUACAUGUAAUCUUAGUGAGAAAGCCUGUAAAAAUCUGGGAUCAACGCUACAAUCAGUAAACUCCUGCCUGAUAGAGCUGGACCUCAGUGACAACGAACUGCAGGAUUCAGGAGUGGAGCUGCUCUCUGCUGGAGUGAAGAGUUCACACUGUAAACUAGAGACACUCAGAUUGUCUGGUUGCAUGGUUACAGAUAAAGGCUGUUGUUCUCUGGCUUCAGCUCUGACAUCAAACCCCUCCCACCUACGAGAACUGGAUAUGACCUAUAAUCAUCCAGGAGAGUCUGGCAUGAAGCUACUCUCUGAUCUACUGGAGGAUCCACAUUGCACACUGGAGAAACUGCAGGUGGAUCAUGGAGGGAAGAUCAGAAUUAAACGAGGACUGAAGAAAUAUGUGUGUGAUCUCACUCUAGAUCCAAACACAGUGUACAAAGAACUCGUUCUGUCUGAGGGGAACAAAAAGGUGGAGCGGGUGUGGAAGGAUCAGCAUUAUCCAGAUCAUCCAGACAGAUUUGAUGUCUAUGCUCAGGUUCUGAGUGUGGAGAGUCUGACUGGACGCUGUUACUGGGAGGUUCAGUGGAGUGGAGAUAGAGCUCAUAUAUCAGUAUCAUACAGAGGAAUCAGGAGGAAAGGAGACAGUGCUGAUUGUGUGUUUGGAAACAAUAAUCACUCCUGGAGUCUGAUCUACUCUGAUAACAGGUUCUCUGUUAAACACAAUAAUGAGAAAACUGUCCUACCAGCUUCCCCCUCCCCCUCUAACAGAAUAGGAGUGUAUCUGGACUGGGGGUCCGGCACUCUGUCCUUCUACACCAUCUCCCCUAACACACACACACUGAACCACCUACACACACUCUACGCCACGUUCACUGAAUCGCUUUAUGCUGGAUUCUGGUUUUAUUGUAAUAGCUCCUCAGUAUUACUGUGUGAGAUAGAAUAAUCUCUACACAGAGAGUGUGACAGAUACUUUUUUUUCAUAUAAUUUAGCAAACAUAUUUGAUAUAUACAUUAAAUACAUCAAAUACACAUCAAAUAUACAUCAAAGAGCCCAAAAUACUGUAAGAAACCGGGUAUGAUACGAGUUGAUACCUAGAUAUAAAGAUGCACAUUACCUGAUGGAGGAUAAAGGACCAGCCACCUGUUACCUGACAGAGGAUACAGAACUGUCUACCACUGUCUACCAUCAUCCAAAUGUUACCUGAUGGAGGAUGUAGGACUGUCUACUGUCAUCCACACAUUACCUGAUUUACUAUAUAGGACCAUCUAUUGUUAUCUACACGUUACCUGAUGAAUGAUAUAGAACAGUCUACUGUUAUCUACAUAUUAUGCGAUGAAGGAUAUAGGAUUGUCUACUAUUAGCUAUAAUAAAAUCUAUUAAAAUAAAUGAAAUAAACGGCAAAUAAAUGUUAUGUGUUCAGUCACCUCAGUUUUUAUCUUUUUGCUGAUAUUGUUGCUGCCAUUUUCUCUUUGGGCUCACAAGAUUUUAAACCAUCUCUGUUUGCUACUAUUGUUUAUUAUAAUGUU